Molecule: messenger RNA, 2083 nt
Organism: Magnolia sinica
Lineage: Eukaryota; Viridiplantae; Streptophyta; Magnoliopsida; Magnoliales; Magnoliaceae
Product: dehydrogenase FPY6
Exons: 11
Coding region: 760-1917 (385 amino acids)
Biological process (GO): NADPH regeneration
Cellular component (GO): cytoplasm
Molecular function (GO): oxidoreductase activity; nucleotide binding
Source: RefSeq, a predicted model, not a curated record
CCUUUGGCCAUUCGAGGAACUGAGUCCUCCCCAUUUCUUUCAUUUGGUCGUGAUUUUCUGAAUUGGAUCCGACCUGAAUUCUCUGCUGCUUGGCUUUUACCUCUCUCUCUCUCUCUCUCUCUCUCUGCACAUCUCUUAGCCAUUUGAUGAAGAUGAAUCUUUUCCUUUUCUAAAAACAUUGAUCGGAUCUGAAUUUUGUAAUACAUCAUGGGCAUCUUUCUCUUUUUGCGUGUUUUUUUUUUCUCCCAUUUGAGGAAAUGGGUUCUUUCUUUUGGUUGAAUUUGAUCUGGUCUGAAUUUUCUUCUGCAUGACCGAGUCCUAUCUCUCCACCUGUCUUUUAGCCACUUCUGAAAUUGGUUCUUUCCAUCCGUUGAAUUAGGCCAUGGCCUUUCUCUCUGCACGUCUUUUAGCCACUUGGGAAAUGGGUUCUUUCCGUCUGUUGAACUAGGUUGUGACUUUUUCAUUUUUUAAUUUGAUCUGCUCUGAAGUUUCAACCGCAUCACUACUGUCUCUCUUUUACUGCAGUUGAGGAAAUGGGUCAAUUUCCAUUGGUGGAAUUUGGUUGUGAAAUUUUCAUAUUUUGAUAGGUUCUUGCCCUUUUAGUACCUUUUCAGUUGUUUGGGUAAUGGGUCAUUUCUAAUCAUCGAAGUCAAGACUGAUUUAUGUUCCAUGUAUAAGUUUCAAAAUGAGAGAAGUUUCCUUGUUAGAUGUGUAGUGAUUUAACUUUGCAGAUUGUGCUGGAUUUUUUCUGUAUCCUCGAUGUUACCUUUACUUUUUAGUUCUUCAGGAAUGCUGUUUUUAUUUCCAAUUGUAACAGUUCUUCUUCUUUUCUCCCCCCAAAUAUGUGCCUACUUGGCAUGGGAAACUGGUGUGAAGAUGGUGGCUCCUGAGAUGAAAUUGCCACAAAUUGCAGUACUUGGUGCAGGUAUCUUUGUCCGCACACAAUAUAUUCCUAGGCUAAGAGAGAUAGCUGAUAUCGUGGUUCUUAAGACAAUAUGGAGCCGGAGUGAGGAAUCUGCAAGAGCUGCUGCGGAACUUGCACGAGAUUUUUCCCCCAAUAUUGAAUGCAAGUGGGGAGAGACAGGUCUUGAUGAAAUUAUUCAUGAUAAGUCGAUACAUGGAGUUGCAGUCGUUCUUGCUGGACAAACUCAGGUGGAUAUCUCACUGAAGAUGCUAAAGGCAGGGAAGCAUGUUGUUCAAGAGAAACCGGCUGCCAGCUCUGUCAGUGAGGCUGAAACUGCACUGUCAUUCUACAACUCUUUUAGAACCAAUGUACCCCGUCAGCCAAUUUGGGCUGUGGCAGAAAACUAUCGAUUUGAGCCCGCUUUUGCGGAGUCCAGAAAACUUAUGAAUGAGAUUGGGGACAUGAUGAGCGUCCAAGUCAUUAUUGAAGGAUCAAUGAGCAAUUCAAAUCCUUACUUCUCAAGCUCUUGGAGAAGAAAUUUCACGAUCGUUGGGUGUGAGGUCACCACCGUUUCUGCUAUUACCUCUCAUGUGGAUUUGACUUUGCCUCCCCCAGAUAAUAUAUCUGCUGCUUUUCAAUUGGAGAACGGUUGUGCUGGGGUGUUUGUAGUGGUAGUUUCUGCAAGAUCAUCCAAGACAUGUUGGCGAGUUGUUGGCUCAAAGGGCACUGUGCAAGUCGAGCGUGGUAACAUAGAUGGGAAGCACGGCUACUCGGUUUCAUUUCAUGCAGCUGACGGUCAUUGCCAAAGUUCCUUCCAUCCAUUUUGUGGAGUGCAUGAAGAACUAAAAGCUUUUGUUCGUGACAUUUCACAGGCCACCCUUGCGGAUGGAGCUAGCUUUGAACCAGAUCCUCGCAGUUCUUUCAUUGAAGGUGCCCGAGAUAUUGCCGUCUUAGAAGCCAUGCUUGAAUCCGGUGCGAAGCGGGGUGCUCUGGUCCAUGUGAGGAAGUUGUAACCAAAUGCAUGUAUGCAUGAUGCUUAGGCACUUAAAUCACACUACCAAUUGUUGUUUGGUUGGACUUACUCUCAUGAUUUUGUUAUCUGUUGGAAGUAAAAACAUGUUCAAAUUAUUUUGUAGCACAUUGUCAAUCCUUAAUUAUUGAUAAUGGUGGCUUCAAACA